AACGGUUGCAACUUGUUACAGAACAUUUCAUUAAAAAGUUAAAAAUAUAUUAUUUCUGAGAAGUAGAAGUUAUAGUUCAAUUUAGAAAUGUCUUUGGUACCCUUGUUAUUUCACGAUUGGUGGGAGGAUUAUGACCACCCAAUGCGACUUUUGGAUCAACAUUUCGGAAUGGGUCUGAAUCGAAAUGAUCUAUUAACUUCCUUACAUGCUACACCAUCAUUAUUUCGAGGGGGUUACUACAGACCCUGGAGAAGUGAAAUUUCCGAACGUGGGUCCUCUUCCACCAUAAAAAAAGAUAGCGACAAAUUUCAGAUUACCUUAGAUGUGCAGCAAUUCAAGCCCAAUGAAAUAAUGGUCAAAACUAAGGAUAACUACGUAAUUGUAGAAGGAAAGCAUGAGGAAAAACAAGACGAGCAUGGAUUCAUUUCUCGUCAUUUUGUGAGGCGUUACAUGUUGCCAAAAGGUCAUGAAUCGGCUGAUGUAGUGUCCAGUUUGUCUUCAGAUGGAGUACUAACUAUAACUGCCCCAACAAAAAAUAUCCCGCCGGUGGAUAAUGAACGUGUUGUUCCAAUAACACAAUCAGAAACAGAUAAUGAAACAAAAGCAGAAGCUGAGGCAAACUAAGUCUAUUUUACAAUAUGGAUAAUGCAGGAAAAGAAUAAAUGUUAGAUAUUUCCUUCCCGAGAUAAAUAUAGUAUCACCACCCUCUACAAAACUCUCUUGACAUAAAUGAAUACACAUUUAACAGGAAAUACUAAA
This is a messenger RNA of Ctenocephalides felis (cat flea), 759 nucleotides long. RefSeq names its product protein lethal(2)essential for life-like. The record is from RefSeq and is a predicted model, not a curated record. The coding region runs from base 88 to 624 and encodes 178 amino acids. Gene Ontology annotation, biological process: protein refolding; response to heat. The transcript is spliced from 3 exons. Gene Ontology annotation, molecular function: protein folding chaperone; structural constituent of eye lens. NCBI's taxonomy places the organism in Eukaryota, Metazoa, Arthropoda, Insecta, Siphonaptera, Pulicidae.